Molecule: messenger RNA, 3921 nt
Organism: Symbiodinium sp. CCMP2592
Lineage: Eukaryota; Dinophyceae; Suessiales; Symbiodiniaceae
Source: the annotation of a GenBank genome assembly
AUGGCCGACUUCAAUCAACUUGUGGCAGAGUGCAAUGUGCCACCAGCAGUAGCAUCCUUGCUCUCGGCUUUUGACAUUGCCUUGUUUGCCCGGUCCUGCACCACUUCGGCAGAGCUUGAAGAGUUGGUGAACCACUUUUUGGCCGAAGCCUCAGUCACGGAGGCCGCCGAGCGAUUCAUCACCAAAGCCUCUUUGCGCUUACUCUUCUGCAAGUGUCGACAGUCAGAGGGCAUGUCAUCUCUCGAAGACGCUCACAAGCCCAGCACCCCGCUUGGAGACGGGCCGGCAGCCGCAACCCCGGAGGCUUGGCCCGCAAAGCUCAGUGGCGAGCGGACGGCGGCGCUUAGGAAGAGGUUCGAAGAGGAUUACCCCACUGAACUUCUUGAUGCCGAGAGCUUUCCAAGCGCCCGCUUACUGGCCCUCACUAACAAGAUGCUUUCCGACAAGGAGGUGCGAUGGAUACCUUGGAAGUAUCGCUUGAGCGCCAGGGCGCAGGAAGACAGCCCCGCUUCUUUUGGCCUUGUCACCCAGCUUUUGUCACUGGCGGCCAAUGCCAUAGCGCUUUGCCAAGGCGCGCACCUGGGCUCUCUGAAGCUUUACAAUAAACGCUUCAUGAGGAUCUGCUUCACCAAAUACGAGGCAGCCGCCAGCCUACGGGGACCCACUACCAUGGAAGCUCAGGCCGCCGAUCGCCGCUGUUGGGAAAUCAUUUCCGACUUAGUCAAUGUGCACCAUUGGAAGCUGGAUGACGUGCUUCACGAGGUGGCGGAGGUGCGAUCGGAUCUGCACAGCUUGCUCGCGCCGAGGCCCUUCAUCCCCAAGCCCAAGUUCGACCCAGACAACAGCUGGAAAUCCCGCUUCACGGGCAACGGACGCGGUGGCAAAGGCGGCGGCCGCGGCGGCAAAGGUCGCGAUGGCAAAGGUGAAAAAGGCGAGCGCUUUGAACGGGGUGGCAAAGGCGGCAAGGGCAAGGACAACAAGCAAGUACCAGAGCGGGCAAUGCAAGGACCCGGCUACCUGCCGUUACUUGCACAGAUGCGCAGUGCCCAAGAGUGCUCUGCAGGGGCCACCUCGACACUGCCCAAGGCAAGUGCCCCGGUGUCCUGUGCAGCUUCUGCACUCAGUGAAGGUUCUCUCGACUUCGCUACAUGCUUGGAGCUUCUAGCGCAGUACUUUUCCACUCCCUUCACUUCUUCUUCUCACUGCCCCGACACCGCCAUUGCAGCUUCUGAGGCAUAUUUCAAUUUGGGUGCUUUUGCCUUUGACAAUGGUACAAGGUCGGGCAUCUUUCAGCGCACAGAACAGUUUUCCGACGUUCUCCGAUUCUUGAACGCUUUUAUGCAGCUUCAGUUUCCAGAAGCUUCUUGGAGCUCCCUCUGUGUCAGCCACAAUGUUCACGCCCGCUUGCAUACAGAUGCUGGCAAUGCUGCAGGGACCCUCAAUCAUACAGUUUCACUCGGUAACUUCAGCGGAGGUGAGGUCUGGCUUUGCCCCGCUUUGGACCCGGAGGCGCCGCAAGUCCCGGCACCCUUGGAUGCUUCAUCUGAGGCGCAGAGUGCAACAAGCGCCGGACAAGGUGAGUUGUGGGAUACCUGGCAUGCGCCGCUCUCCUUCAGCUGUGAAUCGCUUCACUGUACGAUGCCAAUUCAAGGCGACAGGUGGGUCCUGACUGCCUAUACUUGCAAGAACUUGGACCACUUCGAUGCAAAGUCACUUGCACACUUGCGGUCAUUGGGCUUCCCACUCCCAUCGGCAACCCCAGUUAAUCCUCAGCCAAUAUCGCCCCCGCUCAAGGACACAACAUGCGUUGAGCUUUUCCUGGACAUAUGCUGUGGGGCGGCCCGCCCACUUACUACGGCGAUGUCAUCAUGUGGCGUCACUUGUUUGCCCAUUGAUCUGCUUGGCGAGGAGCAACUGGACCUGCUGAACGACGACACUUACGACCACCUCCUGCGGCUGUGUUUUUCGGGGAUUGUCCGCUUGGCUCACGGAUCCCCGCCCUGCAAGGAGUACUCCCGCUUGAAGCUUCGUCCAGGUGUCCCCCCGGCUAUUCGGUCUCCGGAUCAUUUGAAUGGCCUACCAGGGAACACCGCUUCGCAACAAGCCAGGGUACACAGCAGCCAGAAGCUUUUAUACCGCUGUGUCUGCCUGCUCCGAGCUGCCUUUGGUUCAGGUGCACAUGUGUCCCUGGAGCAGCCCACCAACGCUAUGUCUUGGCUGGAACCUUUUGUUCAGGAUAUGCUUUCUGAGAUACAAGCUUCACUGGUCAACAUCCCGGCGUGCUCAGUGGGCCAGGACAUAGCUAAGUCUUGGCUGUUAGCUUGCAGCUACAGUGAAUUCCGCUGUCUGGCAGGUACAUGCGUACAUGAAGGGGGCCACCAGUCUGUCGCAGGUGCCAGGGACGAGCGCGGCAAUUUCUUGUCUCAAAGGACGGCAGAAUAUCCGUCCCAGCUUGCCGGGCGCUUCUCCGAAAAGGCAGUGAACCUGUUUUCUUCAUCCAGACCUUCAUACCCGGUUGCUCCCUGCUCCUUGAAGUUUGCACUUGCCUCUAUUCCCAAAAAGCCACGCUCUGCAACGCCCACAGCCGCACAGGAUGGCGGGGGCAUCUACUCUUUGCCGGACUGGUCUCUUGGCCCAAGGUACCAAUCCGACAGCUUACACGACCUGCGGAAGGAUUGGAAUUUCUCGGUGAAGGAGGGCCAGCCAUACUGCCUGUCUGCGCUGGAACGCUUAAGCACUAUGUUAGGCGACAAAGAGUUGAUUGAGGAGGAAGUUUCAGCCGGCUACAUAGAGGAAGUUCCCAACUUGGAGGCCGCUUAUGAGAGGUGGGGUCGAGAACGUGUUGCAGUUGGUCGCGUGAACAUUGUCAAGGCUCCAGGUCGCGCUCCCCGCUUGGUGAUAGACAACAGUAUUUGCAACACGAACCAGAACUGCCACGUUCCUGAACAGUUCUCCCUGCCGAGCCUCCAGGACAUACAAGCAGCUUACCCUCCGAGGGAAGACGAGGAGCCGGUUUCUGGAUUCAGCUUAGAUGUGAAAGGGGUGGAGGAAUGUCUGCGGCAUCGCCUGGUCAGCCGCAAACAGCUUGACAAACUUCUUGGAAUCCACGCCUACCUGGACGAUAAGCUUCGCUUCACGGGGAGCCCUCCGGGCACCAGCAUCUCUCCAGGCUCAACUUUGCUUUCAGCUCGGCACAAAGCUUUGCGUAGUAAGGACGACCUGGCAUCAGUUCCGGUAAGUACGAAGCGCAUGUGGCUUCGUAUCACAGACCCUACUUCCUCGAAGCGGCGCUUAUCUGAGUCCAGCAGGGAAACACUUGCCUUCUUCGCCCACUUGAGCUCCAGGGAGUGGCGGCCAAGGCCAUUACGACCACCACCUACAAGUGCGGUGGAGUCUGCCGCAGAUGCUUUCGGUAAAGGCAACGAUUGCGGCGUCGGAGGGUCUGCCAAUGCACCCGAUGCCAACUUGGACAUCUCCAGCUACGAGACUCUGGCACAGUGCUUUGUGCUUCUAGCUUUUUGGAAAGCCCAUGGCUCCGGUCGCUUGGCUUUGACAUUACCAGCUUUGAGCGACAAUAGUGGUGCUGAGUCGGUGUGUAACAAACUUUACACCUCUAAAGUACCACUUACUCUUUUUGUUCGCAAGCUUUCAAUGUGGAGCUCUAUUACCGGUGUCACUCUGGAUUGCAGCCAUAUCGCUGGCGAGAAGAACGACGACGCAGACCUGCUUUCUCGUUGGGAUGGCUCCACAGAACUUCCCGACAAGUUCCUCACGUCAAAUCGCAUCGAGCUCUCGCUUUCUGAGUUCUGGCUGAUACGCUUUCAAGUGACACUUUUUCCCGCUGACACAUUUUUAAAAUGGCAGCUUCCGUCAGCUGACAGCUUGGGCCCAACAAACCGUGGUUCCAAGAAGCGCAAGUAG